CAUUUGUUCUUCACAGCUGGUGUUUCAGAUUUUCCCUUUCAGAUUAGUUUAUUCGUUUCUGUUCAGACGAAGAAAACCAUUAAUGGGGGUGAUCAAGCAAAAUGUUGAUGGAGAAGAGCUGAGGAAGAGGAACGAAGAGCUCGAGAGCGAGCUCAAGAAGAGUCUGGAAAGGGAGGAAAAGAUGAGAGCUGAGUUGCAGAAAGCCUGGCAUCGUCUUCGGAUCGCCGAGGAAGCAGAGGAACGGCUCUGUUCUCAGCUCGGUGAGCUCGAAGCCGAAUCCGUCGAUCAGGCUCGUUCUUACCAUGGACGAAUCGUCACCCUUAUGGACCAGCUCUCACAGGCUCAACAACUCCUUCAGGCUUCUUCGCCGAUUUCCAAGACUAAUUCCUCCAAUAAAUUGCGGUUGCGAUCAUGAUCAUGAUCCACCUGAAUAGAUGAAUCUUAGCCUUUCUUUUGGGUUUGGACUUCGAUUAUUGGAAAUUCGGUUUUCCGGUUCUCUGCUUCCUCUGUAUGAUUCAAAUUGUUGGUAAAUCUGUGUGAUCAGAAUCUGUAAUUUUACUCUUUUAGGUUUGAAAUUGGGACGAGUAGUGCAUUUGAUCUUCGUUGUAAUUGUCUGUAUAAUAUGGUCUGUUUUCUAUUCUGAAAUAUACCUUCUUUUUUUUUUUU
Ziziphus jujuba (common jujube) is the source of this 666-nucleotide messenger RNA. Its product is annotated as protein RESPONSE TO LOW SULFUR 3. The transcript has a single exon. Gene Ontology annotation, biological process: cellular oxidant detoxification. Bases 83 to 415 code for a protein of 110 amino acids. The record is from RefSeq and is a predicted model, not a curated record. Lineage: Eukaryota; Viridiplantae; Streptophyta; Magnoliopsida; Rosales; Rhamnaceae.